GGUUUGGCCGACCAUUUGUGAAAUUGGGGAUUUUUGUCUCUCUCUCUCUCUAAAAGGCUCUUUGGGUCGUUUCUCUCUCUAGAGAAGAGAAGCUCUCUGUGUAAUCCUCGAAUCAAAAAGAUCAAAUCUUUGGGGGAAAUUGGGGUUGUUUUUUUAGCGGGAAAAGAUGUCAGGGAAGGGCGCGAAGGGUUUGAUUACGGGCAAAGGUGCCAGCAACAAUAAAGACAAGGACAAGAAGAAACCCACCUCGAGAUCCUCACGAGCUGGCCUUCAGUUUCCUGUGGGUCGUAUCCACCGUCUCCUGAAGCAAAGGACCACAGCUAAUGGGAGAGUGGGAGCAACUGCUGCAGUUUAUUCUGCAGCUAUCUUGGAGUAUCUGACUGCUGAAGUUUUAGAGUUGGCAGGCAAUGCCAGUAAAGAUCUGAAGGUGAAACGUAUCACUCCCAGGCAUUUGCAGCUUGCAAUCCGUGGUGACGAAGAACUUGAUACUCUGAUUAAAGGUACCAUUGCUGGUGGAGGUGUCAUCCCUCACAUUCACAAGUCACUUAUCAACAAGUCCACCAAGGAGUAAUGGAAAUGGCCAAAGUUCUAUGAGAAGACUCUCCUUAGAUUUGUGUUUAAUUUGUUAGUUAAUCUUCAUGUCUGAUAGUAUUUGUAAUGGAUAAUGUGAUCGGAAGACGUUUUCUUUACUUAUUUAAUCUUAGGCUCACUUUAGGAACCUUGUCAUAAUGUCGUAUGGUCAUCCCUGGUAUCAAAGGCAUGUUUUGGACUACCAUUACCAUUCUUUUUGCAUA
Molecule: messenger RNA, 794 nt
Organism: Rosa chinensis
Lineage: Eukaryota; Viridiplantae; Streptophyta; Magnoliopsida; Rosales; Rosaceae
Product: probable histone H2A variant 3
Exons: 2
Coding region: 167-571 (134 amino acids)
Cellular component (GO): nucleosome
Molecular function (GO): structural constituent of chromatin; DNA binding; protein heterodimerization activity
Source: RefSeq, a predicted model, not a curated record